GGAAGUAUAGCUGCUACUUAGCUCAUCUCAACUCAACUUCUAGCAGUUAAACUUUUACUAACUGUAUUGACGCAUGCAGUAGGCUACUACUCCUGUGUUUUGUAUUUUAUUCAUGCAGAAUAUUUAAUUUGCAAUUUCCAUGCAGAGUGCUGAGAAGUUUUUAUCACGAAGCUAAACUAAGCGGAACGAGUUGUUUGAAGUAAAGUGUUGUGAAAGAACACUGUCAGGAUGCCCCGACCAGGGAGGAACACGUACAGCGACCAGAAACCUCCCUACUCCUAUAUCUCCCUCACCGCCAUGGCCAUCCAGUCCUGCCCGGAGAAGAUGCUCCCUCUCAGCGAGAUCUACAAGUUCAUCAUGGACAGGUUCCCUUACUACAGAGAGAACACUCAGCGGUGGCAGAACUCCUUACGACACAACCUGUCCUUCAACGACUGUUUCAUCAAGAUCCCGCGGCGCCCGGACCAGCCCGGGAAGGGUAGCUUCUGGGCUCUGCACCCCAGCUGCGGGGACAUGUUCGAGAACGGGAGCUUCUUGCGGCGCCGAAAACGGUUCAAGGUGAUGAUGAUGAUGGCGCAGGAGCACCUGGCUCAGUCCAAGCAGUCUGACGCGGCCCAUUACCUCAGGCUCAGUGCCCUGGCUGCCACCGCCACACACCUCCCUCAGAUGUCCAGCUAUAACUUGGGAGUGUCACAGCCAUCAACUUUUAAACACCCAUUUGCUAUAGAGAACAUCAUCGCGAGAGAGUACAAGGUUCCCGGGAGUCUGGCGUUCUCCACCAUGCAGUCCAUGUCUGCGGGCUACCCGCUGCACAACCAGCUGACUGCGGCCUGGCCUCACAUGUACAACACUAUGGUGGACUCUGUUUCUCCUAUCUCUAUGAGCGGUGACUACGGGGCCUACGGCAUGCCCCUUAAAUCUCUGUGUCACGUAGGACAGACCCUACCGGCCAUUCCGGUGCCCAUCAAACCCAACCCGACCCCGGUGGGUCUCUCGGCGGGGCUGACGCCCCACAUAUCCGCCUUCAUUUCGAACUCUCCCCAGUCUCUGAGCCCCACUUCCCCGCAGACAGCCACCAGCCAAAGCAGCCCCCCCACCCCCAGGGAGACUCACACCAACCCGACACUGCAGUCCGUGGCAGUGCACUAACCUUCAGAACUAUACAGAACCCUUUAUGAACUAGACCAGCAGGCUCAGACCAAAUUCAACGUUUAUUUUGACUCUUGCCGCUGACAUCUUUGGACUAGAAUAACUACAAUUAAGGCAAGAGACUUCCGUGUUGCAGUGUAAUCAUUGUGUAUUUUGAUUUCGGUGUUUUGCUUUGAAUGCUAAUUGUCUUCUAACAUGGUUCCAGCAGAGAUAUAGUGAAAUAUUACUGUUCAACUUAAAAGGUAUUCGUUUGGUCAGUUUUGUCAGUGUGGCAAUGCAAACAGCGGCUCAGUCAGACACAUGAGAGAGAGAGUUACUUUUAUUUAAAUUAUUAUUCCGUUUCAGCGUAGAUUAUUAUAAUAAUAAUAUGC
Molecule: messenger RNA, 1520 nt
Organism: Coregonus clupeaformis (lake whitefish)
Lineage: Eukaryota; Metazoa; Chordata; Actinopteri; Salmoniformes; Salmonidae
Product: forkhead box protein B1-like
Exons: 1
Coding region: 229-1149 (306 amino acids)
Biological process (GO): anatomical structure morphogenesis; cell differentiation; regulation of transcription by RNA polymerase II
Molecular function (GO): DNA-binding transcription factor activity, RNA polymerase II-specific; RNA polymerase II cis-regulatory region sequence-specific DNA binding
Source: RefSeq, a predicted model, not a curated record